AUGAUAUGCUUCAUUGCUGGAAUCAUUCUUGGAGUUUAUCUUUGCAGAAAUUAUGAUAUUGAACGAAUCUGUUCAGAUGUCAAAUCAAACAUUUUCAAGUGUGAGAGUAGUGUUUGGCAAAGCUUUAAAAACACAGAGAAGAAGUAUAGAAAGGAGCAGCAAGAAAGCAAUACUGUGGCUGAUAGUGGCACUGCUACAUGCUGUAAUCAAAGCUCGGCUCCAACCUUACAACAAAUGUAUCCAACCUUUGCAUUGGGAUCCACUGAAACACAAGACACGCUCAAGGACCAAUAA
This is a messenger RNA of Naegleria lovaniensis, 294 nucleotides long. RefSeq lists its product as uncharacterized. NCBI's taxonomy places the organism in Eukaryota, Heterolobosea, Eutetramitea, Acrasida, Naegleriidae. The record is from RefSeq and is a predicted model, not a curated record. Bases 1 to 294 code for a protein of 97 amino acids. The transcript has a single exon.